Corapipo altera (White-ruffed manakin) is the source of this 4920-nucleotide messenger RNA. RefSeq names its product leucine rich repeat, Ig-like and transmembrane domains 3 (gene LRIT3). The transcript has 3 exons. The record is from RefSeq and is a predicted model, not a curated record. Gene Ontology annotation, molecular function: protein binding. The coding region runs from base 1 to 1827 and encodes 608 amino acids. NCBI's taxonomy places the organism in Eukaryota, Metazoa, Chordata, Aves, Passeriformes, Pipridae.
AUGUAUGAAAUCCCUGUGAAUGUUCCUGUGGAUACUGUAAAACUUCGAAUAGAGAAAACUGUCAUACGAAGGAUUCCAACUGAAGCCUUUUACUACCUAGUAGAUCUCAAAUACCUGUGGGUAACUUAUAACUGUGUAGCCAACAUUGAUAUCAGCAGCUUUUAUAACUUGAAACUACUGCAUGAGUUACGGCUGGAUGGUAAUCUGCUUUCGACUUUCCCUUGGGAAUCACUGGCAGAGAUGCCCAACUUACGGACUCUUGAUUUACACAACAAUAAAGUGACCAGCAUUCCCGCUGAUGCUGGCCGGUACCUGAGAAACCUCACCUACCUGGACAUAUCCAGCAACAAGCUAACCACCUUGCCAUCAGACCUGAUGGACAUCUGGCCCCCCUUCUCAGGAACUGUCCUGUCCAAGAACACAGACAUUCUGGUGACACAGAGAGUCAUUUUGGGUUUUCAGGACAACCCAUGGUUCUGUGACUGCCGCAUUUCAAAGCUGAUUGAAUUUUCCAAAAUUGUGGACAGCUCAGUUGUGCUUCUUGAUCCAUUGAUUUCGUGUAGUGGACCUGAGAGCCUGGCGGGAAUCUUGUUCCAGAGAGCUGAGUUAGAGCAGUGUCUUAAACCAUCUGUGAUGACAUCAGCAACAAAAAUCACUUCCCCUCUGGGAAGCAAUGUUCUGCUGCGCUGUGAUGCGACUGGGUACCCAACACCGCAGCUUACCUGGACUAGGUCAGACAAUAUACCAGUGAACUAUACAGUAAUUCAAGAAACUCCUGGAGAGGGUGUCAGAUGGUCCAUAAUAAGCUUGACAGGAAUUUCCUACAAGGAUGCAGGAGAAUACAGAUGUAAAGCCAAGAACUUGGCAGGAAUGUCAGAAGCUGCUGUUACUGUCACAGUGGUUGGUGUAGUUACUACAACUGUGUCACCACAGAAGUAUGGAAGGAAGCAAGAGGCUGAGAGGCAGAAUACAACUCAGGAGGAAUCCAAGCAGGAACCCGAGAUGACAACCACACCCCUUGCCACAACACCGAGCACAACCACAGCACUGGUUAGCACUGAAAGAUCAACGAGCAUCACGUUUGCUGACAAGAAGCAACCCAGGCCCAUGUUUGAUGGAAAGAAAAAUUCAAAGGCUGUGACAAAUGGAAACAAAAAGCAGACUGGGGAGAUAAGCAAGAAAGGUGAGGACACUCCACUGAAUACAGCAGGUAUGCCUGAGCAAAACAUCACUGUGAAGAAUCUAAGAGUGAUCAGUGAAACUGAUGAAAGAGUGACCUUAACUUGGAAAACUGUCAAUGCCACAAGCAACUCCGCAGUGACUGUAUUGUACUCCAAGUAUGGUGAGAAAGAUAUGUUGCCUCUGAGCACUGACUCUAACAAAAACAGAGUCACAAUUGAUGGUUUACAACCUAGUACUCAAUAUAUGGCAUGUGUCUCACCCAAAGGCGUGCCACCUACAAAAGAACAGUGUGUUAUUUUCUCCACUGAUGGGUUAAAUGAUGAAAGCAGUUCUGAGUUUUCUAUUCUGAUAGUGGCCAGCAGUGCAGCAUGCGUGGUUGUUUUACCUUUGAUAUUUUUUUUACUCUACAAAGUUUUAAAACUUCAUAUGAAACCAAAAAGUGCAAAGGAAGCUGACCUUGCAAAAGAAACCUAUGUGAAAUUUGAAACACUGUCUCUGAAACCUCGAACAGUGAGUGCAGGAGAGCAGCUCUGGGCACGGAGGUACACCGAUGAGUCGGAAAGACUUCUCCUUUGCUCUAGGUCAAGCAUGGAUUCUCAAAUGACCUUCAAAAGUGAGGGUUCUAGGUCAGAGUAUCUGUGUUGAACAUGAGUGAGGGUGGAAAUGGAAUAAACAAUAGGUUAAAUUAUUCCAAAAUGAUACUGCAUCUGGAAGCAGGUUGAUGCUAAGUCAUGGGCAGAAUAUGAUAUCUGAUAUAAUACAGUCUACUGGAUGGGUAGAGUGGUGGGAGAAUAAAAGAAAAAUAUUACCUGUUUAUUUUCUUUUUUAAUGUUUGUGAAUUUGGAUGUGAAGGCAUGAUGUUCUUCAAAAGAUAAAUACAACUUUGAAAUGGUUUCCUGGUUAAAAAUAUUCUAUUUCUUGUUUUUAUUAUAAUGUUCUGUUUUCUCUUCUCUCAUUUUAACAUAUGAUGUCCCAAUUGCAUGUAUCAAACACUAAUCACAAUCUUCAUGAAAGUGAUGUACUUAAAAAUAGAAGGAAAAUAAUUUAAACUACUUCUAUUGUGGUUGAAACUUUAUUUGAAAAUACAAGGUUUUUCUGACAUCAGCUUGUGCUUUGAGAUGUCAUACAGGUCUGUUUGUACAGUAUCUUGGAUUGAAAGUGUUCUCAGGUCAGUGAAGACUGAAGCUACGUAGCCACAGUGUAUGGGCUCUUGAGAGGUACAAUACACAUCAUGUUGUCAUUUUGCAGAUGCUGUUGCAAAGGGCAAAGAAACUUGUUUAGUAUUCGAAGCUCAGAUAAGAUAUCGUGAGUAACUCUGAGAGAGACACUAGAUAAUCAUGUUAUUUUACAUCAGAUGAUCUUUUUGCAAAAUCUCAGCCUUAGAAUUUUCUUGGAUGCAUCUGUCUAUAUACCUCAAUUUCAGAAAUCUGUACAGAAAAUGUCGUGGUACUGUGUAGUGCCACACGCACUCUUAUAGGACUAUAUAUUACACAGAUAUUGCACAAUAUUAUGUACUAUGCUUCAGUAAUAUAAUGCAUUUUGAGAUACAGUAAGAGGAGGUUUCGUCCCCUGGUCAUGCUGGGUGUGAGGUUCAAUGAGCACAGUGAAAGUUAAUUGUGAGUGUGCUUCCUAAUGUUUAAAAAAUCAUGAAUUAACAGUAACAAUGAAUUCAGAGUUGCCUAUUAAUGAUAACAAUGAAUUGUCUAUUCUGAGGCUGCUUUUUUAUGCCUGAAGUAAAUAACAUAACUUUUAUUGUUUUAGAUUCAGAUAUUAUGGUUAGAAGUAUGUAUGAAUUGUGAACCACAGUUUUUCCUAAAAAUUACAACUGUGUUGUUUUCUUGGACCUUUCUAUGCCUAGAGGAACUGUUUGUUUUGCUAGGAAAUAGGAAAUUGUAAUUUUCCAGAGGGAGAAAUAUUGCUCAAAGCUACAAACCAAAGCUUAGUUUGUCAACUUCAAAACAGUGACAUUUUUCAAUGUCACUAGUGUAGGAUUAAAUUUUACCUGCUGGAAUGCUGAUGAGCUUAUCUUGUAAGGCAUAGAUUAGUGAGAGGAAAACACUUUGUCAAAAAGCGUCCAACAUAAAAUCAUGGCAGGAAAUGAACACACUGAAAAACCUCCACAGUAUCUACACAAUGGUGUUCAAUGACCAGGACUAGCAGAAUGAGUAUUUGAGACUUUGCGAGCUGUAGUAAGGAAGCAGAUGAGAUGUUCAAAAGUGCAAAAUUAUCUUACCUGCUUAGAAUUCACCUUGGUGUUCCUUUCCAUGGUACUAGUAUGUGUGGUUAAAAAUCAACCUUUCUUUGUUUUCAGUGGAUAAUUUUGACUGCAGUGAAAAUGAUUUUAGUCUUCUAAGUGGAACAUUUUACUUUGUCUUUUUUUUUUUUAAUUUAGGAGUUUUUUAGGGAAAGCAGAUUCUUUUUGUGUCAAAAUCAAGUUUCGUCUGACAACCAGUUAAUGAUAAACUGAGAUUUUAACAGGAUCUGAAGUGUUUAAAUAUUUGCCUUCUUUCUUCCUUACAGAUAGUAUAGCUGGUAGUUGUUGAAGAUGUUUCCAAUAAAAACCACCAUAUUUGUCGUUAAGGAGAGCAAUUGUAUUAACAUUUAUUUUUUAAUUCCUGGAGAAUAUUUGAUUUCAGGUUUGAAAGCUCUGCAAGAAACCUGAAUCUAGUUCUGGAGUUCAAAAGUGCUAUUCACCUGACUUGUAGGUGAUACAUCAAUAUAUAGAACUGAGGUGGUGCGCAGUUUGUUGAGAGAGCUCACUUAUGAAUGUAAAUCUUUUGGUUUGACUAAUCCUGGUGGAAUUAGCAUGUCCUAAAGUUAGGAAUUAAUCAUGGACUAUCAGUAUAUCAAAGAUGGAGUUUAUUAUAAAGGGCAUGUUCUUUGAAGAAAACAUGAGAUAUAUGGUUUUCCCACAGUUCUUGAGACAAAAAGAGUUACAUAACCCAUAUGCUUCUGUACCUCAUAUCAAAACAGCAAAUUUGCUGAGAGUUUUUGGCAGGAAUUUGAUACAAAGGCCAAAUCACACAAUAAAGGCAUGUGCACUGCAUCACCCAGGAUUGGUUUAACUCAAGAGCUGAAGAAAUACUUCUGCUAACAGAUGCAAUUUUUUAUAUUGUCAAUUGUUAAUGAUGUGAUAUAGAUUUUGUCACCCAUAAUAGUUUGUAUAAUAUCUUCUGAAAUGCAAUACUGAAUCAAUCAUCACUAUGAAUAAUGAUGACUAUAGUCUAUAUUUGCCUGGUAGGAGAAUUUGUAGAGGAUUUAAUCAAUGUUUAUGUAUCGCCUUUCAUAUAUUUUGCACUUUGUUAGCUCAGUUCAUCCUGCUUUUCACCAAAAAGGUUAGACCUCUUUUUAUACAUUACCUACAAUGGGUGUGUCAAAAUUGGAUGGCAAAUGAAAUAACUGAGUAAUGUGAACUGAAUUCUAAAUAGAGCUCACUUUUACUUAGAGCUUUAGUGGGCCUUAGUACUUAGCAUACUUAUCCAUAAUCUUGGCUUCAAUGUGCACUUACUAAGCCAAACUUAAGGCAUCCAUGCAUCUAUUUUAGUCCUUGCCAUUGCUCACAGUGGAUUUUGUAUUCCUUGCACUAUCAUCAGAUUCUCGUACUUUUCUCAGACAGGAGAUUAAUUUCAUGUAUACCAUGAAAAUGUCUGUAAUAGCAAAACCAUUCAGACUUGGACUACAUCUAAGAGGCUAAACAAAGGACAUUUUAAACUCAUUACCUUUUCAAAGAAGUAAUUA